AUGGCAACCACGUCUCCUCAUGAUAGCUCUAUGAAAAAUGAUACCGACCAUGUCGAGUACCUGGGGGACCCUGAGAAGUCUUCGUCUGCCCCACAAUAUGAUAGAUUUGGCUCCUUCGCUAAGGUCAACCCCAAGGAGAUUGCUUUAGUGAGGAAGAUUGAUCUCUACAUGAUGCCGAUCCUUUGGCUAAUGUACUUCCUGAAUUUUCUUGACCGCAAUGCCAUGGUAAAUGGCAAGCUCAGCAGUCUCUCUGAAGACCUAAAAUUAAAGGGGACGGAGUAUAAUACAUGUAUUAGCAUUCUCUUUGUUGGAUACCUUCUUGGCCAAGUACCUUCCAACAUGCUUCUCAAUCGAAUCCGGCCUUCCUGGUUUAUGGCCGGGUUUAUGAUGGCCUGGGCAAUUGUCUCUACUCUCACAUGUCUGGUCAAAGACUACCACAGCAUGCUCGUAUGUAGACUUCUGCUCGGCUUCGUCGAAGCACCAUUCUACCCUGGAGCGCUUUUCAUGAUAUCUUUGUUCUACACUCGCAAAGAGGCGACCACUCGCAUGGCUAUUCUUUAUACUGGCAACAUGCUCGCCAGCGCCUUUUCAGGCCUGAUAGCCGCCGGCGUAUUUGCUGGUCUUGAUAAGAAACACGGCCUUGCAGGGUGGCAGUGGCUUUUUCUCAUCCAGGGGGUAAUAACUGUCGGGGUCGCUCUUGUCGCCUUCUUCCUACUCCCAAACGCACCCCGCUCGACGGCAUGGCUCACCCCUGAGGAGCGACAACUUGCUGAUGAGCGGAUCAAACGAGACACUACGCAGAGGGAAGAAGGCACCAGCACGUGGGUUGGCCUCCGCGAAGCCUGUAUGGAUUACCGCACAUGGAUCUUUGCCUUGAUGUGCAAUUUACAUCUGUCGGCGAACGGGUUCAAGAACUUCAUGCCGACCGUGGUGAAAACUCUUGGCUUCAAUUCCACGAUAACACUGGUUCUCACCUGCCCUCCAUAUCUCGUCGCUACGUUCACGUCCGUCGCAGUGUCAUGGUCCUCGGGACACUUCAACGAACGUACUUGGCAUGUUACCGUUUCGAAAGCCCUCGCGAUUAUUGGUUUCGCGGUUGCCUGCGGGACCCUGAAUAUUGGUGCGCGGUAUUUCGCCAUGAUCCUAUUUGUGGGUGCCACCUAUGGGGUGAAUAAUAUCAACAUCGCAUGGACUGCUGCGACGCUGGGUCAAACCGAUGAGAAGAAGGCAGUCGCAAUUGCCAUUACCAAUACAUUGGGUAAUUUGGCCAGUGUCUACACGCCUUACCUUUGGCCUGACAGUGACGCUCCACGUGAUCUUUGCUACAGUACUACAUAUUGUGUCAACUCGUUGGACUUGAGUAACUCAGUUGCGAGUUAG
Molecule: messenger RNA, 1380 nt
Organism: Aspergillus oryzae RIB40
Lineage: Eukaryota; Fungi; Ascomycota; Eurotiomycetes; Eurotiales; Aspergillaceae
Product: putative MFS transporter
Exons: 4
Coding region: 1-1380 (459 amino acids)
Biological process (GO): transmembrane transport
Cellular component (GO): membrane
Molecular function (GO): transmembrane transporter activity
Source: RefSeq, a predicted model, not a curated record